AUGUCCUUUUACUAUUCUUUUCUGCGAAGUCGGUUCCGCCUGAGGCCAAUAAUCGACACCCUGGCCUGGGUGCCAUUUGGGAUCAUGUUCACUCAAGUCGGUUACUCGGUCAUCAACAUCAAGGGCAACAGCAUGCAACCGACGUUUAACCCCGAGUCGAGUCUGAGGAAGGAUAUGGUUUUGUUGAACCGGUUUGUGGCGUGGUGGGAUGUGACGCAACUCAAGAGGGGCGAUGUCAUUACGCUGCGAGAUCCCACCAACCCAGAUUUGCUUAUUACAAAACGCAUCCUCGCUCUGGAGGGUGAUCUCGUACGCACUCUCCCUCCCUAUCCGGACACGUAUGUGCGCAUCCCCCCUUCGCACGCCUGGGUAGAAGGCGAUGAGCCCUUCCGUUCCUCCGACUCGAACCACUUUGGUCCUGUCUCACUCUCCCUCGUCGACGCGCGGGUGGAGGCGAUCCUCUGGCCGCUCGACCGUAUGCGAGUGCUGCACGGUGCAUGGCAGGCCGCCGCAGAGGAGAGAGAAGGAAAGCGCGGAGACGAGCUGGAGAGACUGAUUGCAGAGGUGGGGAAAAGACCUGGGAGGCAGUAUGCGAUCUUUUGGAAAGAAAUGGAGAGGGCGAGGGGGAGGAUGCAGAGAGUUUAUGUGCAUGGUGGGAUGGAGGGGGUGGGGAAGCAGGUGCUUCGGCAGGGGAGGAGGUGACCAGCGUUGAGUGCGUGGUCUACCUUGCAAUUUCAUAAUAAUUUGGUCAAACAUGUUUACAAUUUAAUGUAUAAUAAUCAACGCG
This is a messenger RNA of Dacryopinax primogenitus, 787 nucleotides long. Its product is annotated as LexA/Signal peptidase. The record is from RefSeq and is a predicted model, not a curated record. Gene Ontology annotation, cellular component: membrane; mitochondrial inner membrane peptidase complex. Gene Ontology annotation, molecular function: serine-type endopeptidase activity. Gene Ontology annotation, biological process: mitochondrial respiratory chain complex assembly. The coding region runs from base 1 to 702 and encodes 233 amino acids. Lineage: Eukaryota; Fungi; Basidiomycota; Dacrymycetes; Dacrymycetales; Dacrymycetaceae. The transcript is spliced from 3 exons.